This is a messenger RNA of Drosophila sulfurigaster albostrigata, 1927 nucleotides long. RefSeq lists its product as uncharacterized. The record is from RefSeq and is a predicted model, not a curated record. Gene Ontology annotation, molecular function: transmembrane transporter activity. Gene Ontology annotation, cellular component: membrane. Gene Ontology annotation, biological process: transmembrane transport. The transcript is spliced from 3 exons. Bases 135 to 1598 code for a protein of 487 amino acids. NCBI's taxonomy places the organism in Eukaryota, Metazoa, Arthropoda, Insecta, Diptera, Drosophilidae.
UAAACCAAAGUGGAAACCUGUUCGACAAUCGACAUGACGAGCACCCAAAAAAGAAUGUGGCUAUUUUGUGUUUCGUGCAGUACUCUUUGGCUGCUCGAUCAAACUGGACGCAUCGGAGACAAUAGCAGUAUACGAUGGAACCCAGAAGUGAAUAUCAACGCACGGCGUCGCAGUCCACGGUGGGUUAUUCACCGUUGCCCGAGCCAAGUCGGAUCGAAACAACCUUUCCUCAUCAAUAUCAACUGCAUUCUAGCUGCUGCAAUAGGGAUAUGCGAAAUCAGCCACAGGCCAAUGCCUUGGGCGCAGCUGCACUGAUCUUCCUGUCCGGCGGCAUGAACAUUGCUUGGAGCAUUGGCUUCGACAGUCUCGAGGAUGAGCUGGUGAUCUGCAUGCAUCUGCGUCUAGCAUGGUUUUUCGGUGCCAUUCUAGGAGCUGUACUCGGCGUUCUGCUGGGCAAUCGUUUCACCUACAAACUGCUCAUGCAAUUGUGCUGUCUGCUUGUCGUCAUUGGUGGCAUCAUUCUGACUGCCUCGCAUCUGGAUGUGCAGUCGAUGCUGGCAGCACGUUACCUCAAUGGCCUGGCAAAUGGCUUGGCUUUGCCAAGCACCUUGGCCAUGGCUGGUGAGUUGGCAGUGUGCUAUAAGCGUGGCAACAUUACCUCGGCCACGGAGCAGAUGUCCUGCACUUUGGGCAUAUUUAUGCAGAUCGUUAUCAGCGUCAGCUGGAGCACGGAAUACGAGCUGAGCGUGGACCAAUUUCAGGGCAUACUCUGUGCGAUUUACGGCAGCAUUGCCUGGUGUCUGGCUAUGUUGUUCAGCAUCGAGUCGCCUGUGCUGCUGCUGGCCAAGGACGAAGAGGAGCUGGCCAUCGAUGCGCUGAUACGGCUGCAGUAUCCUCGAGCUGUCACAACGGAGACCAACGAGCAGCUCACCGAACACAGCUCCUACAUUGGACACAACCAUUCGCUGAGCACAACUGAAGCCUGGUGUCAGGCUCUGCCUGCUCUGCUUCGUCUCUGUCUGCUGCGUGCCCUCUACGCCUUGAGCACUAGCAUGCUGAUCGUCCUCACACUCACCAUGACCAGCACCAGUGUCUACGGAAUCAGCUCGGGUCCCUAUGUGCUCUUCGGAUUGCUGCGUCUGGCCGGCAGCUGCAGUGGCGCCUUUGUGCAGGACACUUUGGGUCGCAAGCUAACCCAGCUGAUUGGAUUUAUGGUCUGCAGUGGCACAUCGAUUGGCAUUGCCAGCAGAUUUAGUGGCGUCGACUUUGUGCGAACUGCAGACUCGAGGAUGGCAGUUUGGUUGCUCCUCCUCUUCCAAUUCUUUGCUGGCCUCAGCUUUGCCCCAAGUCCUGUUUAUCUCUCGGAGGCAUUUCCUCUCGCCGUGAAGCGCAUCUGCAUUGCCAUCGCCUAUGUGAUGGAGCUGGCUGUUCAGAUAGCGGUCUUCACCUUGGACUUGAGUCUGCAUACGGCCAGCAUUUAUUUCUUCGGCCUCGGCACUUUUUUGUUGCUGGGCUUUGCAUUUAGCCAUUGGUAUCUGCCAGAGACCAAGUUUCUCACUCUGCGCCAGGCACAGCAAAAGUUUCGGGACUUCUCGUGAUCAACCUACAGCCCAGAAGUAGGCACAACAUACAGCAAAGACUAUCUACCACCUAAUGUUAUAGCUAUAUUUAGACAUAAAAACCUUGCCUGAUUAAAAUAUGUGUGUAUUUUAUAGACUUUUAUAUUAAAUGACUGAUAAACCACUUGAAAUAACAGCGAGCUUUUCAACUUCUUGCACAUAAUGACUUUCUAAUCAGAGAGCAAUCGCCUUGAUUUCUUGAGUGCAUUCGACGAAUUAUUGGCAAAUUCUAGUGAAUAGCGAUUACUACGAAAUAAAAGUUCUAGUAAACUCUGAACCACAUGAGAAAACAAUGCUAUCGGUAAAUA